AUGUGGGCAUCGUACGUCGUAUGUCGUAUAUUGUACGUCGUAUAUCUCGAGGAUGUGUUGGGAGGUAGGUUCAUUUACAGCAUAAAAUACAUAGAGGUUGUAAGCGAGCUGUAUUGCACGGCUGUUCGGCUUAGUGUAGGGAACAGAACAGAACAGAACAGAACAGAACAGAACCCUCAGCGACUACUCGGCGUGCUUCUCUUCGCAUCGCCGCUCCAGAUCUAA
Molecule: messenger RNA, 225 nt
Organism: Cotesia congregata
Lineage: Eukaryota; Metazoa; Arthropoda; Insecta; Hymenoptera; Braconidae
Source: the annotation of a GenBank genome assembly